AUGGCCGCGCCCGAGUCCAUCAAGAAGCUGCGCAUCCUUCUCAUGCCCUUCUUCUCCACCAGUCACAUCGGGCCGUUCACCGAUUGUCAGCAGCCCACUGGGGAUGCCGAUCUGCUACUCCUAGAUCACGAAUACAGGAAGAAGACGAGUUCUUCAGACGAAAAGCGUUACAAGCCCAUUGUGGGCCGGAUAUCCGAACACUCCUCGCUCGGGCCCUCUUGCUCUUCCUGGGUCGAGCAGUGUCUUCAGCUGAGUGGACGCUGGGUGAGGGGCAGUGACACCGACCUCGCCGUCCGCCUCGCCACAUCCAGCCCGGACGCCGUCGAGCUCACUCUCGCUGUCACCCCGGCGAACGUCCACGUGGUUCGCUCGGCCCUCGGGCGGCACGGCGCCGAGGCGAGCGGCGCGGUCAAGAUCGCCACCUACCCGUUCCCGCUCGUGGACGGCCUCGCCCCGGGCGUGGAGAACCUCUCCGCCGCCGGAGACGACGAGUGGCGCAUUGAUGCCGUCGCCGUCGACGAGGCCCUGACGCUACCGGCGCAGGAGGCGCUCAUCAGGGAACAGUCCCCUGACGCCGUCAUCACCGACGUCCACUUCGUCACCUGGAACAACGCCGUGGCCGCCGAACUCGGCGUGCCGUGCGUUACGUUCAACGUCGUUGGCAUCUUCUCGACGCUCGUCAUGUACCACCUCGGCCGUGACGCCGCCGUCGUCAGAGAUGGUCAGGAAGUUACCGUCCCUGGGUUGCCGGGGCCGGACAUACGGAUCCCCGUAUCCGAGUUGCCGGAGUUCCUGAGAUGCCGACAGGAGCACGAUGGGAUCAGGCAGUGCCAUGUGGCGAUGGGCAGGUGUUUCGGCGUCGCCCUCAACUAG
Molecule: messenger RNA, 873 nt
Organism: Miscanthus lutarioriparius
Lineage: Eukaryota; Viridiplantae; Streptophyta; Magnoliopsida; Poales; Poaceae
Source: the annotation of a GenBank genome assembly